AUGGUGGGUUCGUGCCAGCACAUCCGCACCGACCUGACUGAGUGCAUCCUCAAGAGCGACUGCUUUACGAAACACGGCAACUCGGCGCAAGAAUGCAUCCAGUCGCACAUGGCCGAAUUGCCAUUGGAGUGCCAGCAGCUGUACAAGAGCUUUGUCGAGUGCCGACGCGGGAUGUUGGAUAUGAGGAAGAGGUUUAGGGGUAACGCUCCACCAACAGCGGGGGCCAACAAUGCCACGGGAGGGACCAGUCAGGUCGAUGCAGCUGGCACAGGAUCGACUGGGUCGUCACGAUAG
This is a messenger RNA of Kalmanozyma brasiliensis GHG001, 294 nucleotides long. RefSeq names its product Cytochrome c oxidase assembly protein. Lineage: Eukaryota; Fungi; Basidiomycota; Ustilaginomycetes; Ustilaginales. Bases 1 to 294 code for a protein of 97 amino acids. The transcript has 2 exons. Gene Ontology annotation, cellular component: mitochondrion. Gene Ontology annotation, biological process: mitochondrial respiratory chain complex IV assembly. The record is from RefSeq and is a predicted model, not a curated record.